This is a messenger RNA of Boeremia exigua, 2416 nucleotides long. RefSeq lists its product as uncharacterized. The transcript is spliced from 4 exons. The record is from RefSeq and is a predicted model, not a curated record. Lineage: Eukaryota; Fungi; Ascomycota; Dothideomycetes; Pleosporales; Didymellaceae. Bases 99 to 1934 code for a protein of 611 amino acids.
GCGCCGCGCUUCUGCUCCACCGGGUUCGCGCACGUACACCGCCAGUUGGCACCGGAGCCCGCCCAACCCUCGACCAACGCCCUCGCAACACCGCCGCCAUGUCGUCGCUGACGGCUGCGAUUGACCAGGAGAUGAAGGAGCAUCGAGAUGCCCGCAAGAACAGUGCAGGCCGGCGCGCCGAGAGCCCUCUGCCCGGCGGCCGCCAUAUGAGCCCUACACCGCGCCACUUGAACACUGAUGACGACCGGGUCCGCAGUGUCAGUCGCGGAAGCACGGGGAUACCGUUCGCCAUGCCGAAGAGCGCGCCGUCAUCGCCCCGCGGCAGCAGAAUGUCCGAUGCCACCCCGUACAAGUUCAAUUCGAUCGCAAGCGUCGCGCAGAGCGGCCCCAAGCCUCGAGCCAUGUCCUCGGUCUACGGCAACUCGGCCGGCUUUCUGGGCUCCGGCAGCCCUCGCGACCGACACAAUUCCAUGAGCGGCGCCUACAACAGAUCCAAGUCGGGGUCGCCAGGGCCAGGCCGCUCUGCAUCGCCGCGGUCGCGGGGUCCAGCCAUGUCGACCUCCGAGGCAAUGCGCAAAAUGUCCGAUUCCGCAAUGACCGACUCUGAGAGCGAAUACACAGCACCCCCUCGACGGAAGGCUUCAGAUCCCACCAAGGGCACGACGUCCGCGCCCGGCGGCGGCGUCCGGCUGACCACCGACGAUGACGGUGACGAAGGCGAAGGCGAAGACAGCGCUGCGGUAGAAAGUGACGAUAACAACUCCAGCUCCAGCGGGGACUGGGAUGAUGGCUGGGCCACGGGCUCCUCGGGCAACAAGAGCAGAGGUCGAAGGAGGUCGAGAACAGAGUCUGGUGGUACAGAUCGCUUGGGCAGAGAAAUUGUCACUGCGCAAAGUCUAUUCAAAACGGCCAAGGAGGAAGGACGAGACCUUCAAGCUUCUUUCAUGACCCGUGAGGAGCGGCAAGAAAAGCUGCGCAAGCUGAACGGACCAAUCAUCAACAUUGAGGGACCUGACGGCGAGAAGGCCAUGGUCCGGCGCAAGUCUACGGACGUGCAUCCACAUACUAGCUUUGACCAGGACAAUUCUAGGAUGCCCUCACCAAUGAGCUCUGAUGCCGAAGAUCACAUGGCUGAACUUCGGUCGGCCCAGCAGCUGGCUCUGCAAAUCACACCCAUUCAGUCAAGUCCCGAGGCUCACCGGUGUGUUCGCCAAAUCGUUCGCGGAGACUACACGCAAUUUGCACAAGAAGCAGAUACUGGCUUGAGGCGACAGCGUGUAUAUCUUGUAUCAACCGAUCUGAGUGAUGAAGCAGCAUACGCCUUGGAAUGGACGAUCGGUACCGUCCUACGCGAUGGGGAUACCCUUUUAGCCGUGUAUGCUGUUGACGAAGAAGUUGGUGUGGCUACCGAUGCCCUAGGCGCACCAGUCGCUCAGGGUACAACUGGAUUGCAGGAGGGAGCUCAUCUCAAAAGGACCCUGUCCGGCCACGAUGGCAUAUCCCAUAAUACUCCCUUGUCAAGCACUAUCGCAGCUGCUGAGGCUGAUGUCAGUAAGAUGGGCAAAGCAGAAAAGGAUCGCUACCAGGCUUGCGUAGAAGUAUCGGACCGGUGUGUCAAAUUGCUGAGAAAGACUCGACUCCAGGCCCGUGUUGUGGUCGAGGUAUUCCACUGCAAGAGCCCGAAGCACAUGAUCACGGAAGUCAUUGAUAUGUUGGAGCCAACUCUCGUCAUCCUCGGGUCUAGAGGACGCAACGCCCUCAAAGGUGUAUUGCUUGGCUCAUUCAGCAACUACCUUGUGACGAAGUCUUCGGUACCGGUUAUGGUUGCUAGGAAACGCCUGCGAAAGCACAGCAAAUACAAGCGACAGAAUCUGAGAAUGUCCAACGUCCUCACUGGCCCGGGCGACAAGCUCGCAAACGCCAAGAUUGACUAAAGUCGUUGUAUGGGGAUUUGUCAGUCUGUUGCGGUCUUCAAGGGCGAACACGCUUUAUCUAGUAGCAUUUCCGGUCGUUACGAAACCUGCAUAGUUUGGCAGACACGGCAGUGUAUACUUGACUUAGCACGGGGUUUGGAAUCCAUGUUUGAGCUCAUGAAACUCUUGUCUUCUUGAGGUUGCAGUGCUCUUGCUGGGGUGUGGGGCUAAAUAUACAUUGAUCUCCAGAGCCGGGCGGGAUCUGCCUCAAACGCAUUACGAUUCAGGGCUCAACGUUCAUCUUUCGCAGCUGACACAACGCGACAGCUCUAGGCAGUUCUGACAGUUGGCUUGUUCCAACCAUCUUUCCAUUCUCAGGUCACUGGCGUUGACGCGAAAUGAAAGGGUAGGUGCAGACAAGAAUUACUUUUGUCUUCGAGAAAUUCUAGCGUGCCUCAGCCCUGCAAAAGAAGGUGCAUGUUUCACUCCAAUUUCUUUUUGCA